AUGCAAAGAACUCAAUAUCACCAUAAAAAAUACACCCUGAAACGAUUAUUAAGAUUGGAAGAUUUGCCAAGACUUCCUAAGAUAAUUAUAAAACUUCCUCGACGUUCUAACGAAAACGAUUACGAUACUAGAAAGAAGAGAAAGAAGCGGAGAAGGAGGGAGUGUGAUGGUGAAUGGGAGGAAAGUGACUGCUCCAAAAGGAAGCGAACCAAUCGAGGGAAAGAAUGUUCUGGAUAUAAAAUACGCAUUGUGGAGCGAUCUCACGACGGGGAACGCAGAAGGGACCAAACCGAGGAGGAACGGAUAGAUUUAAGAAUGCUCUCGAAAAAACGUCGAUUAAUGAUGCAAUGGCAGGAAGGACAGGAGUAUCAAAACCAUGAAGGUGGUAAUUAG
Cooperia oncophora is the source of this 393-nucleotide messenger RNA. Lineage: Eukaryota; Metazoa; Nematoda; Chromadorea; Rhabditida; Trichostrongylidae. The record is from the annotation of a GenBank genome assembly.